UGUGUCCACUUUUUAAUUAAAAUCCCUAACGUUUGUGAUAAAAUAUAUAAUUUUAUAUUAUAAGAAGUGUAACCAAAAACAUUCCACCUAUUUAGUUAAUAUUUGUAGGGUAAUUAUUGUAGUGCUGUUAUCAUGGUUACUUGUAUAAAUAUACGCUAUCUCUAGGGUUUAGUAAUACUCAAGUGUUUUGUUAGAACUUAGAAUUUUUAGUUGUUCGUGGAUCGCUGAAGUGAUUAAACGUAUGGACAAUGAAGUUCGCAGAGCACCUCAGUGCGCAUAUUACGCCUGAGUGGCGAAAACAAUAUAUCAAUUAUGAGGAAAUGAAAGCAAUGCUGUACACAGCUGUGGAAGAAGCUCCAUCGGCUGAGAAUGUUGAACCAGAAGUAUUAUCCAGACAUUUUGCCAAUUUUGAUGAAACUUUCUUUCAUUACUGUGAUCAGGAGUUGAAGAAAAUAACCACAUUUUAUUCAGAAAAACUCGCAGAGGCCACACGUAAAUAUGCCACAUUACAGAGUGAAUUAAAAUCAAGGUUUGACACAAUAAAACCCAAGAGUGGGGGUGACAAGAAAUCCAUCCCUCGUCGGAAAGUCCAGGAGCUAAAGUUGGCCUUCAGUGAGUUCUAUCUUAGUCUAAUACUGCUGCAGAACUACCAGAACUUAAACUAUACAGGAUUUAGGAAGAUAUUGAAGAAACAUGAUAAGCUACUAAACGUGAGCAACGGCGCGCAAUGGAGGGCGGAACACGUGGAGACUUCUCACUUCUACACAAACAAAGACAUAGACAGACUUAUAAGCGACACAGAAGCGACGGUCACCAACGAUCUAGAAGGCGGUGACCGUCAGAAGGCUAUGAAGAAGUUGCGAGUGCCACCGCUCGGAGAACAACAGAGUCCGUGGACAACGUUCAAAGUGGGACUCUUCUCUGGAUCGUUUAUAGUCCUGUCGAUCACUGUUGUCCUUUCCGCGCUAUUCCACGAAGGAGGCACGGAGAGUUUCAAAUCCGCCUUCAGAUUAUACCGAGGGCCAUUCCUAUUAGUCGAAUUUAUAUUUCUAAUCGGCAUAAACGUAUACGGAUGGCGGUCUUCAGGGGUCAACCAUGUAUUAAUAUUCGAAUUGGACCCCAGGAAGCACUUGUCUGAACAGCAUUUAAUGGAGUUAGCCUCAAUUUUUGGGGUGGUUUGGGCUCUGAGUUUGCUAAGUUUCAUUUAUAGCGAAAGUUUGAGUAUACCGCCGUUGGUGAAUCCUCUCGCAUUGGUUGUUAUUAUGCUGGUGUUUCUGAUGAAUCCUCUGAGGGUGUUCAGGCAUGAAGCGAGGUUCUGGUUUCUGAAGAUCUGCGGUCGAAUACUAGCGGCACCUUUCAUGCCAGUGUUAUUCGCAGAUUUCUGGCUGGCGGACCAGUGGAAUUCCUUCACCUUCGCCUUCCUCGACUUUCACUUCCUCGUCGCGUUCUAUAUCGCCGGCGCGGACUGGUUCAACGUCAACAAUACGUUCGAGUCAACAAAGUGGUUCAUCUUCACUCGCGCGGCGGUCAACAUAGUGCCGGCGUGGGGGCGGUUCUGGCAGUGCCUGCGCCGGUACCGAGACAGCAGGGAGGCUUUCCCGCAUCUCGUCAACGCGGGGAAGUAUUCCACCACGUUCUUCGUUGUGUUCUUCUCCACUUUGAGGACUUUGUACAGUGCUGAUUACGAGAGCUCAUACGACAACCCGUUCCUGUACCCGUGGCUCGCGUGCCAGUUCGUGUCAUCUACCUACACGUACACGUGGGACGUGAAGAUGGACUGGGGGCUGCUGAGCGUGGGCCCCAGCGCCGAGAACAGCCUGCUGCGCGACGAGAUCGUGUACAGCCCGGGGUUCUACUACUUCGCGAUCGUAGAGGAUUUGGUGUUGCGAUUCAUUUGGGCGCCAUCUUUCUUUUUGACGGAGAACAAAAUCGUCAGCGGCGAUACCAUGGUGUCCAUACUGGCACCGCUUGAAGUAUUCAGGCGGUUCAUAUGGAACUUCUUUCGUCUGGAGAACGAGCACCUGAACAACUGCGGCAAGUUCCGCGCCGUGCGCGACAUCUCGGUGGCGCCGCUCGACUCGUCCGACCAGGCGCUCAUCAUACGCAUGAUGGACCUGCCCGACGGAGUCGUCAAUAGAGUAACCAAGAAGAAGCACGUGAAGAAGGCGAAGGAGAACGACAGGAAGCCUUUACUCAAGAAGGAGUCGAUCCAGGAGUUGCAGCGCGAGCUGGAACUGUCCUCCAAGAUGCUGUGACUGUGAUAUACUAGCGUACUGACCGCAGAGCACUGGACGAUGAACCUCAAUAGUCCACGAUUGUGGAGGUGGACUAUAUAACUAUAAAAAAACAAGUCUGCUAUAGUCCACACAACUGAAGUAAAACUUUUUUUUACAAUAUUAAAAUCGUAAAUGAUCAUAUAAUAAAAUUUGAUCAUUUAAUUAUGAAGUCGAACUUUGUAAUACAAUUUUUAAUUAAUUUGAUUUUAUUUUGUAAAAUACUUUAAAAAGCACUUAAAAAAAUAGAUGCAAUAAAAAGUAUAACUUUUAGCAAUACAUUUUACAUAAUUUAUUAUACAACAGAAAGACAUUUUUUUAAAUAUGUACUUAAAUAUAAAUAAAUAAUAAUAAUUAAACAAUAAUCAACAGAAAGACGUAAAAGUAAAAAGACAAUUUAAAUACCUUUAUUAUUUUAUGUUAGUAAAUAUAUUAUUCAACUGUCGGAAACUAUACAGAAAAUAUUUUUUCUGAGAGAUAAAUAGACAAAUGUCAACCAAUAGCAGUGCAGCCGGAAAUACCGCUAUCUCUUUCCUUGCUCCGUGGCGCAGUGGUAAGCGCGGUGGAUUUACAGAAGUCCUGGGUUCGAUCCCCGGCUGGGCCGAUUGAGGUUUUCUAAAUUGGUCCAGGCCUGGCUGGUGGGAGGCUUCGGCUGUGGCUAGUUACUACCCUACCGACAAAGACUUUAGCGUUCCGGUACGAUGUCGUGUAGAAACCGAAAGGGGUGUGGCUUUUCAACCUCGCCCGCUUAGGCCGCUUCCAUCUUAGAUUGCAUCAUCACUUACCAUCAGGUGAGAUUUUAGUCAAGGGCUAACAUGUAAAGAAUAAUAAUAAUAAAAUUGCUUUGGUACGAAAGAGAUGGGACUGAGACAUCUCCGCUAUUGGAUGAUAUUUUGUCUAUUUCUUUUCACUUGGUCGCAUAAAUAGUCUGACAAGUUGGUUGAUGACACUCCCAUGAUAUGCGGGCGACGGGGGAAAGACUGCGCGGGUAUGAAAUCGUGCGUGCAUGGGUUUUUCAUUCAACGCUACACACCCCCGCCCCGCGCGGAUCAUCGGGAGUGUUAUGAACGAAGUUGCCAAGUACAAUACCAAGACAGUGUUUCAGAGUAUAUACUUGAUGUCUACUGUAUUGUUAUUCUACCUCAGGAAGUCAGUUUGAGAUUUUAAUAGUUGACAUUACAAACGCCUUUGUGUAUGUAUACUAAUAUACUCAGAGGCACAAUUAUCCGCCCAUUUAAAUAAACUCGCAUCUAUUUAAAGUGGGCGGAUAAUUGUGCCUCUGAGUAUAAAGAGGUAAAGUUUGUGAUGUUGUAUGGGGUAAUCUCUGAAUUUACUAAACCGAUUUUAAAAAUUCUUUUACCACUAGAAAGUCACGUUUAUUGUUGUGUGUAAGACUGAAGGAGCGCUAGUUUUAGUCUUACACACACACCUGUAAAACGUCUGUCUAUACACCUUACCAUUACAACCAACCCCAAACUGACUUCCUAAAAUAGAAGGCCCAUAUCAGUAAUACCUAGUUUCAGUGGCCUGCGGUGUUAGCCAUAAGUGAUGUUAAAAAAUCUAUUAAUACAAUUAUAUUUAUAAAUAUAUUA
This is a messenger RNA of Bicyclus anynana (squinting bush brown), 3865 nucleotides long. RefSeq names its product xenotropic and polytropic retrovirus receptor 1. Gene Ontology annotation, molecular function: inositol hexakisphosphate binding. Gene Ontology annotation, cellular component: cytoplasm; plasma membrane; Golgi apparatus. The coding region runs from base 249 to 2255 and encodes 668 amino acids. Gene Ontology annotation, biological process: cellular response to phosphate starvation; phosphate ion transport. The record is from RefSeq and is a predicted model, not a curated record. NCBI's taxonomy places the organism in Eukaryota, Metazoa, Arthropoda, Insecta, Lepidoptera, Nymphalidae. The transcript is spliced from 11 exons.